UUGUGCAAUCAGUACGUUAAAAAAUUGCUGUAUUAAUUUGGUGCUAGUGGUGUGAGAAAUUCAAACCUUAAAUUUGCAACGGUCGACAACCCAAAAGGUUACUUACACUCUUCUUCUGCUGAGUCUCUUGACCGAUUCAUUUCAAUGGCUACCAAAGAUUCAUCAUUCAAGUUUCACCAAAUCAUCAUCGAUAGUGAAGGAUCCAACUCCACUUCAGAAUGGGACGAUUCCGAAGAAGACCCCGAUUUCGAAAUGCUCGAAGAAACCCAUCGAAGCUUCUCCAACCUCUCACUCACGAACAAGGCGAAAAAUCGCAUUGAUGAUGAUAAGGGUCUGGCUACUGCUGAGAUGAUCAGUGCAGUUUCUGUUGAUGAUGAAAAUUCUGAAACAGUUCAGAAACUAAUAAAGGAUGGACUGCUAGAGAAACUUAAAGUGGACCAAUGCAAGAUGUAUUUGAAGAAGAAUGGUCUGAGGUUAACUGGAAAUAAGGACACACUUAUCCAGCGUAUAAAGGAGCAUCAAGAGAUUAUAAAUGGUGGAGGGGAGAAAAAAUACCCGCCUCAUAGCUUUGUUUUGAAUUGUAAAGGUGACGCAUGCACUGGUGAUGUUGUUCUGUUUGAGCAAAAUGUGUAUGAAAUGUUCAACAUAGCAUCGAGGAGUGGUGGCGGUCCACCGUGUGGCACAAGGAUUGUUGCAGGCCGCAUAGUGAAAGAAAGCUAUGGCGCUGCCAAACAACAGCAUACAUUUACGAUUGAAGUGCUCUGGAGCAAGGGAGAGAAGCCUCUACCUCCCCUUCAUCCUCUACUGAUAAAGGGUCGAAACCUUUAUCGGUUGAAGACUUUGAGACAGAGAUGGGAAGAUGAAGAGAAAAGGCGGAAAAUGUUAAUGGAAAAACACUCUCGGGGAUUCGUUGCUAGGGCAGAUAGGGAAGCAAGGAUACAAGAAAAGGAGCUGAGAAAAUCAAUGAAGGAAAAUAGGAUCUCGAAAAAGGAUUCAGGAAAGAACCAAUUGCAAUCACAUUCAUCCAUUUCAAAGUCACAAAAUCAACCUCAAGAAACAAAAACUGUAUUCAUUACUUCAACAUCUGCAAGUGUACCUAAACCAGCAGUGCUAACUGAACAGCAUGUUCAAUCAAUUGAUUCUCGAACUGUCGCAAUGGGAUCUAACCAGUUCAGAAAUUCAGGAAAUUCAUCUUUUAGUGCAAACUACCAUUCCGCAGUCAACCAUUUCAGAGACAAACCGAUUAGUAUUGAGAGAUACCAUCCUUCCAUUGUUGACACAAACAACAUUGCAGAGAAAACUUUUUAUCCAAGGAAGCCUUUGGCAAGUGCAAAUAACUUUUUUCCGAGUUUGGAGAAUGCAAAUCACAUGCAUGCAGGGUUCCCGAACCGAGGAAGCUAUCAGCAAAAACAGUUUUGCCGACAUUUUGCUAGGGGAAGAUGCCAUUUUGGAGAUAACUGCAAGUUCUUACAUGGUUAGAGAGAUUAAGGGAAAUCAUGAACUAAAAUUUUUUAGUGACUUAUGAUUUCAUCGAUGCUUUGGUAUUAAAUUUUGCUCUACAAUCCAUGUUGUGUGGUCUAUCCUCUCUCAGGACAGAUAUUUUUGUAUUAAAACUAAAUGUUCUUUUACGAGGAUUGUUAGUACCUAACAGGUUUCAAACAUGAGAUCUUGAAAGGAGCAUACUCUCAAGACUCAAAUCUUCACCACUA
Lathyrus oleraceus (garden pea) is the source of this 1709-nucleotide messenger RNA. RefSeq names its product zinc finger CCCH domain-containing protein 62. The record is from RefSeq and is a predicted model, not a curated record. Lineage: Eukaryota; Viridiplantae; Streptophyta; Magnoliopsida; Fabales; Fabaceae. Gene Ontology annotation, molecular function: metal ion binding. The transcript has 9 exons. The coding region runs from base 145 to 1479 and encodes 444 amino acids.